CGAACCAAUCACAACUGCGCAGUUAGACGCGAUCGUGCCAAGGUCGGUUUGUGCGUCUAUCCUCAAUUUCUGCCAAAAAAACUCGUCAGAAAUCCACGUAAACCCAUUUACAUCUUUCAUUCUCUGGUGCGCCGUCCAUCCGAAAACUACUAGUAGCUGUUUUGUGCAUGCAUUUGCUCGCGGAAUUUAAUAUUUGUAUGCCUGUUAGCGCUUAUGACGCGGUCCCGUUACCAGGUUAUGUUCCAACCGAAGCAGAGCAACGUGAACAGCAGCGUGGUCGAGAGGAAAAUUUGGAAAAUAGCUUUAACAGUCUAUCGAUAAGAGAGCCCACCUUACUUCAGCUUCAUCGUCAGCCUGUUACAGCCAGGGAAAUCGUACUCAGUCGAUGUCAACAGGCAGAGCCAUGGAAAUUUUGGAUUGUUACCCAGACAGUGUUCUGCAACACUGUCAGAAAAUUGGAGAAGGGGUUUAUGGAGAGGUAUAUCUCCUCAGAAACCCCAAAGGUGGCACUUCAGUAUUGAAGAUCAUUCCAAUAGAAGGCAGCCUCAUGGUUAAUGGAGAAAGGCAGAAGAAAUAUGAGGAAAUUCUAUCUGAAAUAAUAAUCUCAAUGGAACUGAGCAACCUCAGAAAAAAUCCUGUGAAUUCGACAAGUGGUUUUACUGAACUCCAAGAGGUGAAGUGUGUUCAAGGCUGCUAUCCUGAAAGGCUAAUUGAUCUGUGGCAUCUGUAUGAUGAGACAAAAGGCAGCGAGAAUGAUUGUCCAGAUUGUUUCCUAGAUGAUCAACUUUACAUCAUUCUGCAACUAGCUGAUGCUGGGAAGGAUUUAGAGUCCUUUGUCUUUGCCAAUGCACAACAAGCCUUGGCGAUGUUCAAACAGGUGGCUUUUGCAUUAGCUGUGGCAGAAGAAGAACUACAUUUCGAGCACAGAGAUCUGCAUUGGGGCAACAUCCUAUUGAAACAAGUUGAUAAGAGCACCAAGAUCAGAUUCACGUUAAACGGGAACACCUAUAUCGUGCCGACUAAAGGCAUUCAAGCAACCAUCAUUGACUUCACCCUGUCCAGAGUUGAACAUGAUGGCGUUGUUAUAUUUAACGACCUCAGUUUGGAUCCAGAUCUGUUCACUGCUGAGGGUGAUUAUCAGUUUGAUAUAUAUAGGCUGAUGCAGAAGGAGAAUGGAGAAUUUGAAUAUUGAUGAGAUAAACCUUGUAUAUAUUAAUACGAGAGCCAAAGAAAUAAUUGGCAGAGUUUUGUACCUCAUACGAAUUUGUUGUGGUUACACUACAUAUUGGACAAAUCAAUAACAUUAUUACGCUACAAAAAUCCAACAAGGAAGCUGCACAAAGAAUACAUCAUUAAGCUCAAGGAACUUGAAGACGUCGUGUUGAGCUGCAGAAGCGUCAAGGAUUUUGUGUUGCAUUGUUUAACAUAAGCAAAUAAGCAUAUACACGAGUAGGUAAUGCAAAUAAUAGUAUACUACUUCACCUACAAAAUGAUACUGUUUGAUAUGGAUGUUGAACAAUGCAUGAAUAUAUGUAUAUCUUAUUUUCCCUUUGAGGACAUUCACUGAUAAGACGAUUAUUGUAUGAAAUCAACAAACAUACCUAACCUUAGCUUGAGGCAAAAACAUUCGUUAUGUACUAAAAGAAUAUUCUUUGUCUGAAGCUAAACAUCUCUUUAUUGUUUUGUUGUUUUUAUUAUUUAUUUAUUUCAUUUUGCGUGUAAUUACAUUGAGUUAAAAGUUGUACGAGUCGUUUUAUUCCUUUUCUUGAGUAGUCUGAUAGCGUCUUACUUUGGUAACCAAUUGGGUGAAAUAAAUAUGUCAGUUUACAAGGAACCGUUCGAUUCCUACAUUUGUGACAAAAGAUUCUUGAUGAUUUUCUAUGAAAUGACAUCUUGAUCAACUCCCUGUUCAGCCAGUAUUGUUUACAAAAGGUGAGGUGACGUUGUAGUUUUUUUUCAUAGUCAUGCUGAUCAGAUUCAUCAGCUACGUUUUAUGCAGUUAGAUUGAUAUAUUGAAAGAUGCAUAUUUAUUUUGAUAAUGCUUUUUGUUUGCAGAUUUUUACAGAUACUGCCAUUAUUUACGUUUUGUGCGAAUUUUUAAUCGUAGGUUUAGUAAGAGAUGGGCGCGUAGUAUUACUCUGAUUAUGUUUAGGAGUGUAGGCCACUGGCGUAUCCAGAAACAUUUUUUGGAUGGAGGGGUUGAGGGCGGAUCCAUCCUUUGAGUGAGGGAAGUCAUAGUCACACUAUUAUACAGGGCGGUUGAUAUGUAACUGACUGGUUUGUAUCUUGAAUAUUUGUGAAAUGAAAUAAAGUACGUCCAUUUUUUCAUUUUAAUAUUUUAUUGAAACUUAGAAAUUAUGUAUAAAAAAUAAUAUCAGACAAAUGUCCGCAUCUAGAAGCCGCGUAAAUCUGAGCCCUCUUGAUUCCAUUUUCAAUCACUUGCUGGUAGGUUUUGGCAGGAAUAUUUUUAAUCGCUUCCGUAAUAUUGUUCUUCAACUGCUCUACAGAAUUUGGUUUGUUGGCAUAAACCAUAUUUUUCAAAAAUCCCGAUAAAAAAGUCAGGAGCCGUUAAAUCCGGUGGCCUUGGUGGCCAGUUGACAUCACCAAAUCGAGAAAUUAAACGUCCCGGAAAUAUUGUUCGCAACAGAUACAUUGUCUCUGUAGCUGUGUGACAAGUUGCUCCGUCCUGCUGGAACCACAUUUUUUGCAGGUUAACACUCUGACUGCCGGCAUACUAUUUUAUUCUUGUUUUAUUUUGUGCUGUCACUCGUUUAUGACUGACAUACUGUUAGGCAUUAUUUGGCGGCGUCAGUCAUUUAUGUCUGACAGCACCAGAAUCAUACAUGGCCUCGUCAGGCUGUUUAGACAGACAUUAUAUUGAAUUGUUAAUCUCCAUUUGGAUCACGGCGCUUGAUUUUGUAAGUCUAAAAAACCUGGCGGCGCCUAAAUAAAAUUCCAGGUAUUGUAAAUUAACCAAACAUUUUUAUUUCAAACUUAUUGUAUUAGCAAGAAAAACCAAACAUUUUUAUUUCAAACUUAUUGUACUAACAAGAAAAAAUAGAUAACUUAGACACUAUGAUUUUUAAUAUGGCAUUCUUGACACAUCUCAGGUUUCCCAUUGCAUCCAUCGCAAUAUGUUCGUACUUUUCUUACUUUUUUUCUUGCUUCUGUUAGAUUGAUAUAGCAAAGUUUACAUUGUUUUCGAGUUUUCUCCUCAGAUUUUUUCAAUAAAUGUGCAACUUUUACAGUUGUUAGGCUGGUUAUACUAGCAUUAUUUCCAAAUAAUAAAGUCCUGGCCACAUCUUCUCUAAACUUAUUUAUGUUUGAUUUAGAUUUGGAAUGUUCUUUGUAUAUAUUGAAUGCAUUUACCAUCGAUAUGCCCGUCAGCAACUCAAAAAAUACCUUUCGGUACCAUUUGACGCCUCGUCGGUUGCAUGUACUGUAGGACGCCAUUGGGUCGGACUUGUCAAUACCACACUUGCCAUUAUUAUAAGCAGUAAUUGCGUCUGGUUUUAAUGUUGGCGUUUUGUUUGUUUCUUUUUUCUUUUUUGGAGUGGGCUCCUCGUUACUGCAGCUUGGAGAAAAUGCUCUCUUUCGUUUACUUGAAGGUGGCGGAACUCUCAUGCCAAUUCCGUCAGCUGUAGAUAACAGAAGUACAUCCCGCAUCUUUCCAUUUGGAAACGACGAUCCCAUCAUUAGUUUCUCGCGCAAUGUACUCAUGUUUUUUAAGCUUCUUGGUCGUGACAUCUUUUGGGAGGUAUUUUCUGGACCGUCUAAGCGUACCUUCUAGAUGUGUACUUUUGGUUAGAAGAAUUCUGGCUAAUGGACAACUAGUAUAAAAGUUGUCAGUAUACAGAGUUCUUCCUUCGUUCAAUAAUCCUUCAGUCAAGGUCAAUACGACAGAUUCACCAAUCCCAAGUCCAGCAGGACGCUGUUCUUCACUACGGCCAGUAUAAAUUAGACAUUUCCAUGUAUAACCAUUUGGACUGCAUAAUUUAAAAAGUCUUACCCCGUAUUUGUGACUCUUGGAUGGUAUGUACUGGCGAAAUUUCAGUCUGCCUCUCCAUGAUAUCAUGCUUUCAUCUAUUACCAUUUCUUUUCCAACUGUAUAAGUCUGCUGAAAAGAGUUAUUCCACAUAUCAAGAACAGGUCUGAUCUUGUAGAGUCUAUCAUUGUUAUUCUCGUGUUCCCUGCUGCUAAAAUGAAUCAUCCUCAAAAGCAUUUCGAAACGAUUUCUUGAUAAUACCUGAGAUACUUGAUUUUUAUAUAAUACAUCGGUGGACCAAUAUGAUGCAAGAGUAGGUCGACUAUUUAGACCCAACCCAAUAUAUAAACCAAUAAAUUUCUGAAUUUCCAGUUUAUUUGUAGGGUUCCAUUGAUUUAGUCUUGAUUUCCGAGUUAGUUUUGUAUUGGAAAUUGUAAAUUUCGCAUAGCGGUUUGUUUCUUCCACUAUGAGAGCUAUUAGAUCAGACGAAAAAAAUAGUUGAAAUGCAUUGAGGGGUGUACAAUUGUCUGCUACAUCUACUUGAAUACCUUCAUUACCGGUGAAUUGAAAUGUUUGAUGAUUCCCAUAGUCGUACCAAACAAAAUCAAAUUGCUUAUUUGAGGGAUCUAAUGCUGUCGGCUCGGGUUCGUGACCUUCAUCUGAUGAACUGGAUUCACCACUCAACUCGCUGCCAGAAUUAUUGUAAUCGGGAUCAACAUCUGAGAAGUCGGAAAAAUCACAAAAUUGAAAAAAUAUCGUGUACUUCCACGCCGUGUCAGUCGAUUCUGGAAAUACCAACAAACGUGACGUAUACGUGCUCAGUGCUAAAUAAACACUGAAUAUGCAUCAUCCGACGUAUAAUCGUAUCCCCACCAUCCAAAACAACGCGCGGCGUGGCGACAAUCGAAUGCACGAAAUGACCACGGCGCAAGUUGGGUUUUUGUUGUCAGUCGAAAAAGACUGACAUGGCAGUCAGAGUGUUAAAUUGAUUUGAGGAGCCAGAAAGUUUUGCACCAUAUCACGAUAGCGCUCGCGUGUGGCAGUAAGAGAAUUGCGCACAGCGUCUUCAAAGAAGUAAGGUCCAAUGACACCUCCAUCCCAACACCGCACCAAACUAUAUCUCGACAAGGAUGUAGUGUCGUUGAUGGAUGACGCGACGGUUCUCUAAUAUCCAGAUAUGACAAUUCUGCUUAUUAACAGAUCCAUUCAUAUCUAAGUGGGCUUCAUCGCUCAUUAUCAGUUGUCGGUAAAAAUUGUUAUUUUGGGUAGUGAGCUGCAAUGCUGCAUGACUGUAUUGUCGGCGACUUUCAUGGUCACUAAGCUGUAGUUCUUGGGUUAACUGAACUCUGUAUGGCUGCAAUUGGAAGUCUUUUUUUAAAAUAGUGCAUAAUGACGUGCGACGAAUAACCAGUUCUUGAGAACGAGUCUGGUAGACGUCUCAGGGCGCUCCAAUACACUUUCACGAACUCUCUCGAUAUUUUCCGGAGUACGAACAGUUCGAACAUCUUGUCGUAGCUCCCGAAUCGUUGCAACAAUCGACUCAUUAUAUAAGUAAAACCUUUUAACAAUACGGACGCGUUGUGGGAUCGUGUAGCGCUCCAUGAUGAAUUGGACACGUGCUUUAAACAACUACUACGGCGCCACUUGCUGAAAUGAGUGUAUCAAUAAUGGCGCUUAAUUUUAAUUAUUCAGUUAUUUCUUGGCCAGCCUGUAUAAGGAACUCGAAUUAGAUCAUUGGAUUCUGGGGAGCGUUUUUAGCCCCAAAGCUCCUCCUAAUGAAUACGUUAGUGGUGUAGACUUUAAGACUACUUUCAUUAAAAACAUUGUCAGUUUCGAUAUGAAUAUUUAAUCAAAAAGUUAUGUUUUCACUUUUCAGAGUACUACUUCAGGUUUCUCACGUUUAAUAUUUAGCAAUUUCUGUUCAGAUAUUUAAAAAUUAAUGUCACUAAUUGAACUGGUUACUUUCUGAAGUAUGAACAGUUGAUUUUAACAAGUGCCCUCUUGCGUUAAUAAUUAUUCAUUGUUUGAAUCCAUGGCAGAACUUCAGAACUAUUUACACCAAAUAUGUAUCCACCAAACUGGCCCAUUACUAGAUUUGGCGGAUUCAAUAAUCAUUUACCAGUAGAUUGAAUAUGAAGUAGUUCUUAUAGUGUUGGUACGACAGAAAAAGCAAAAGGCCUAUUUCUCAGGCUUUGCCCCCCUGCCACUACUACUACAUCAAAUAUUGAUUGAAAAUUUCUCACAUGACUUGCAAUGUAGUCACAAGCAUUUUCAGCCAUGUUGCUUGAUUUGUUCUAAUUGUAUACCAAACCUUUCUUAAUUAAUUUAUGUAAAACAAAUCACUCACUCAUUACGUGCCCUUCUCUCAACGUAAAUAUAUUUGACAAUCUUGAUAAGUAUUUGAGGUUGUCUACAUGUUUAAACAGCUAAUAAUAAUUGAUUUUCAGUCCGUUUUUGUGUGUUUGUUGUAUUUGUAUAUUUAUACUUAUUUUGGGAUAUAAAUUUAAAAAAGAUGUAAGAAAGUGUUCAUAUAGAAGUAUAAUUAUUACUUAUCAACAUAGGUGCCUUAUAACAACAAACAGGCAAUAUUCUAAACUGUUUUUCAUAUAUGCUUGACUGUAUAAAUUGUAUUGUACUUUUAUAGUUAAUAAAAUUUGUGUUUUUUAA
This is a messenger RNA of Acanthoscelides obtectus, 6652 nucleotides long. The record is from the annotation of a GenBank genome assembly. Lineage: Eukaryota; Metazoa; Arthropoda; Insecta; Coleoptera; Chrysomelidae.